AUGCAGGCGUGCGAGGGCAGCGCACCCGGACGCCGGGCCUUCGACAGCAUCUGCCCCAACAGGAUGCUGGACCUGUCGCGGCGGCCCCUCGGCAAGCCCGGGAAGCCGGAGAGGAAGUUCGUUCCUCCGUGGAAGUCCUUCUCGGGAUGCAGCGGCGACAGCCCAGUGUCGGUGUUCGAGGAUCCCCCUGACGCAGAGCCGGCUGCACUGCCAGCCCUCACUACCAUAGACCUGCAGGACCUCGCAGACUGCACCUCGCUACUCGGCUCCGAAGCGUCUCCUAGUGGUGAUUCCUCCGCCUCGCAGAACCUCUCCUUGCAAACCGAAGAAGAUUUCCACCUGCAGGAUUUCAGAGACACGGUGGAUGAUCUCAUUGCAGAUUCAUCAUCUUUGACGUCGCCUCCCCUGACGGACGGUGACUUUCCCUUUUCCCCUUGCGAUGUCUCAUCUUUCGGGUCCUGCCUCUCCCCAUCUCUGGACCCACCUGCCUUGGGGUCUCCGCCGCUGCCCCCACCACCUUGCGCUCCAGAUCUGCCGCCACCGCCAACCGAGCAGUACUGGAAGGAGGUGGCCGACCAGAACCAGAGAGCACUGGGGACUGCUCUCAUAGAGAAUAACCAACUGCACGUGACGCUGACGCAGAAGCAGGAAGAGAUCGCCUCGCUCAGGGAGAGGAACGUGCAGCUGAAAGAACUGGCCAGCCGGACCCGGCACCUGGCCUCAGUGCUGGACAAGCUGAUGAUCACUCAGUCCCCAGCAGAGCCCUUCCAGAUCAAGGCGACGACGACGAAGAGGAGCCUGGAGGAGCUGUUCUGUGCGGCGGGGCAAGCAGGACAGGGUUGCUCGGAAGUGGACGCCAUCCUCAGGGACAUCUCCCAGCGCUGCGAUGAAGCCCUGCAGAACCGCGACCCCAAGCGGCCCAGGCUGCAGCAAGAGCCCGGCAGCAAGAACGGCAGCUCCAGGAACCUGCACGGGGCCUUCCGAGGGCUGCGCACGGACUGCGGCGCCAGCUCGGUCAACCUGAGCCAUAGUGAGCUGGAGGAGGGCGGCUCCUUCAGCACGCCCAUCCGCAGCCACAGCACCAUCCGAACUCUGGCCUUCCCCCAGGGCAAAGCCUUCACCAUCCGGACAGUCACCGGUGGUUACAAAUUCCGCUGGGUCCCCAGCUGA
Peromyscus eremicus (cactus mouse) is the source of this 1170-nucleotide messenger RNA. RefSeq names its product multiciliate differentiation and DNA synthesis associated cell cycle protein (gene Mcidas). Gene Ontology annotation, biological process: negative regulation of DNA replication; negative regulation of cell cycle. Gene Ontology annotation, cellular component: nucleus. The record is from RefSeq and is a predicted model, not a curated record. NCBI's taxonomy places the organism in Eukaryota, Metazoa, Chordata, Mammalia, Rodentia, Cricetidae. The transcript has 7 exons. Bases 1 to 1170 code for a protein of 389 amino acids.